GAGAGCAUAUAAAUUCCGACUUUACGUUUUUACAUGCAUUUUUGGACCACCCUAAUGUUCAUAUCUUAAAAGCCACUUAUGUUUAUCAAUCUCGGUCAAAUGUUGGACAAUAUUGAUUUAAAAAAAAUCGUUAUCUAUAAGACAGAAAUACAAACCAAAUCUUUAGUUUUUUGCAAAUGUCCCUAAAAAUUAAAUAUUUGUUGUAGACUACGACUUUCUUGAGGUGGAUAAAGUAGCAACUUUAAAUUUUUUUAGUCAUGCGUUGAAACUAAUAGAUUGUACUUUAGAUUUAAACCCCAGUUAAUCUCCCGGUAUUUGAGGAAAGGUGCUGAAGUGACAGUCCUUGGCCACAUAUUAAUCUGGGUGCUUCCGGUUACGUUGCGUCGUAGUGACGUGAUAUAUAUACAUAUGUAUGUUGUGUUAACGUAUGGCAUUAAUUAAAAUAAUAAAUUUUCUGAUUGCUUUAGGUAAUUACUGCUAUACAGAUCUUACUGUUAAAAAAAAAAUUAUCGGUGAAACGUAUUUUUGCAUAGAUUUAUUUAAUUAGGCAGUGCAGUAAUACAAGCUAACUAUUUAAGUGAACUUUGCACCAAGAACUAAAAGACAGCGCGCUCUUACUCUCUUAAAAAAAAAACCUUAUAAACAACAAAUAAAUAAGUAAUUACUAACUUUCGUAUGCCAAAAAAAUGAGCACCAAAGGGAUUAAGAGAGCGGCUAGCUUACGUACAAAUAAUUCAUUGGCUGACAAAUUAAACAUUUUGCAGCGCCCAGUAGUUGAACGCGGAACGCCAACAAGUGCGGAAGCAUAUAAAGGUGUUUUUCCAUGUAAAGAGAGAAAAAACAUUGAUUGUCAUUUUGCCGGCGUUCAAAGGUGAUCAUGUCACUACGAUUCUAUUAUGAUUUGAUGUCGCAGCCAUCGCGUGCACUGCACAUCAUACUAAAAAUAAGCGGUGCUCAGUUCGAAGAUUGUCCAGUAGCGCUGCGAAAAGGUGAACACUUAACUGAAGAGUUCAAGCAAAAUAUCAAUCGUUUCCAGCGGGUGCCCUGCAUUAAUGAUGAUGGUUUCAAAUUGGCUGAAAGUAUUGCCGUAUUAAGGUACCUCAGCGCAAAAGGUAAAAUUCCCGAAUAUCUCUAUCCGAAAUAUUUCUUGGAGCAAGCGCGGGUGGAUGAAUUUCUCGAAUGGCAGCACAACACGCUACGCAUCUCUUGCGCCCUUUAUUUCCGCACAAUUUGGUUAGAUCCUUUGCUCACCGGAAAUCGUCCGACGACUGAGAAAAUUGAAAAACUCAAAAAUCAAAUGGAAGGCAAUUUGGAUAUCAUCGAGAAUGUGUGGCUGGCAAAAACCGACUUCCUAACCGGACAACGAUUGACAGUGGCCGAUAUUUUUGCGGCUUGCGAAAUCGAACAGACACGUUUGGCUGAUUAUGAUGUGCGCAUAAAAUAUCCAAAAAUCAAAGCAUGGCUAAAACGCGUUCGCGCCGGCUGCAAUCCGCACUAUGAUAAAGCCCACGAAAUGGUUUAUAAGAUAAGCGGCACUGCCCCAAAUGCGAAGCUGUGAAAAUCCAUUAACUUCAAAUGCUGAAUUUUUUGUUACUUUCGCAUAAAUAACUAAUAGUAGGCAAGUAAGAAAAGAAAAUGAAAUAAAGAAUUAAAAAAUUAAUUAAA
Molecule: messenger RNA, 1665 nt
Organism: Rhagoletis zephyria (snowberry fruit fly)
Lineage: Eukaryota; Metazoa; Arthropoda; Insecta; Diptera; Tephritidae
Product: glutathione S-transferase theta-1-like
Biological process (GO): glutathione metabolic process
Cellular component (GO): cytoplasm
Molecular function (GO): glutathione transferase activity
Source: RefSeq, a predicted model, not a curated record